This is a messenger RNA of Rhinocladiella mackenziei CBS 650.93, 1203 nucleotides long. RefSeq lists its product as uncharacterized. The transcript has 2 exons. Lineage: Eukaryota; Fungi; Ascomycota; Eurotiomycetes; Chaetothyriales; Herpotrichiellaceae. The record is from RefSeq and is a predicted model, not a curated record. The coding region runs from base 1 to 1203 and encodes 400 amino acids.
AUGUCCACCCCGGCUGCGCCUCUCCCCAAGUCCGUCCUAGGACGACAUCGUCUGCUGUCUCUGACGGCGGGCGUCCACGUCAGCCCGUUGUGUCUGGGGGGAAUGAACUUUGGCAACGCAUGGACGAAAGUGAUGGGCGAAUGCAGCAAAGAAACGGCAUUUGAGAUCCUGGAUUACUUCUACGAGAUGGGCGGGAACUUCAUAGAUACCGCCAACAAUUACCAAGCCGAAGAAUCCGAAAUUUGGAUUGGCGAAUGGAUGGCGCAGAACCCAUACCGACGGGAUGAAAUGGUCGUUGCCACGAAAUACACAUCUGGAUACAAAGUCUUGUCCGAGCCGAAACUACAACAAUCCAAUUUUGGAGCCAUGAGCACCAAGUCCCUCACAAUGAGUGUCGAAGCCUCCCUGAAGAAACUCCAGACCACCUAUAUUGACAUUUUGUACGUCCAUUACUGGGACUUCACCACAGGAGUGGAGGAAGUCAUGCAGAGCCUGAACCAUCUUGUCGCGCAGGGUAAGGUCCUGUACCUAGGCGUCAGCGACACUCCGGCGUGGAUGGUCGUCAAAGCAAACGCAUAUGCCCGGCGCCACGGCCUACGACCCUUUAGCGUAUACCAGGGCCGCUGGUCAGCAGCGGAGCGUGACUUCGAGCGCGACAUCAUCCCCAUGUGCCGCGACGAGGGCAUGGGGCUGGCACCCUGGGGCGUCCUGGGCGGAGGGUACUUCAAGCCUUCAACAGCCAUACAGGCCGAAGCAGGCGGCCGCAAUAUGCCUACCGUACGCACGGGCAAGGAGGCCGAAGUCAGCGCCGCGCUCGAGAAGAUUGCUAACACCCGCUCUCCGCCUGUCCCACUGACCUCGAUCGCCCUCGCGUACGUGAUGCACAAGACCCCCUAUGUCACACCCAUCAUCGGCGGCCGCAAGCUUUCGCAUCUGAAAUCCAAUAUUGAAGCACUCAUGAUCCGCUUGUCACAGGAAGAGAUUGACCAAAUUGAGUCGGCGUACCCAUUCGACGUGGGAUUUCCUAUGAACUUCCUCGCCGCGAAUCCUAAGGGUGCGAGAGGGCCGGAGGACAUCACGAUCACGAGGCGUAUGGGGCAUUUUGAUUUCGUCAAGGGUCCCGAGCCAAUUCUACCGCCGUUGGGCAUUGAGAAGAUGAGUGAGGAAGCAAAGGCCAAGGCGCUGGGGUAUAGAUUGUCUUGA